Molecule: messenger RNA, 3256 nt
Organism: Lepus europaeus (European hare)
Lineage: Eukaryota; Metazoa; Chordata; Mammalia; Lagomorpha; Leporidae
Gene: MTPAP
Product: mitochondrial poly(A) polymerase
Exons: 10
Coding region: 1093-2850 (585 amino acids)
Cellular component (GO): mitochondrion
Molecular function (GO): poly(A) RNA polymerase activity
Source: RefSeq, a predicted model, not a curated record
CCUGGGCGGGGCACGGAGGGGCCCAGCCGCGUUUGUAGCCUUCCCAGACCUGCGCGCCGACCGGGUUUGGGUUCUGAGGCUCGCGCGUCUUCUGAGAAGGAGAAAGGGUACUGCCGACUCGGGACGGGGCGCGGGAGAGGGGGAAGGGGCGGAGUUGGCGUCUGGAGGGGCCCCUGGAUUUGGCCGGCGCAAGCUGCGUUUGCGCUUUGCAGUGUGCAGUGAGUGGAGCUGGCGUGUGGCACUACCCUGCAAGCAUCGGGCACCUGCGCCAAUCUUCGCGCACCUGGAGCCCCGCCCCCCCCCGGGGGGGGGGGCUGCGCACCUGGCACUUCUCUGCAGCGCGUACCCCAGGCGCGGUUUCAAGAGAGAUCUAGGGAGGAGGCGCGUCACUCCCGGUAUCUGCGUGGCCGCACCUGCCCGCCCGCCCCGGCCCGAGCUCGCUCAUCCUGGCUCUGCCGUGCCAAAAAGCCGCGUAGGACCCUGUGCAAAGCGAGUUCCUUCCAGGGAGGUCCCAGGAGAAUUGCUGGCAGCCCCAGCACGCAGGGGAGUGCUGUGACAGAAGCAGCGAGGAACUUGUGCGCAUCCAGGGGCGCGGGGCCUGGAGCGAGGCGGUACGGGAGGAGAAGCCGCGCCGACCCCGCACCAACACGCUGGCCGUGGCUCUGGCCCAGGCGCCAAUGAUCCCAGUCCCUGCAGAAACCGGACUCGCAGAGCGAGAGAAGGCCCUCCCUCUUUGUUUUCGGACAACAUUGGAAGCGUUUUAAAAAUACAGCGGCACAACGCCCGCGCCCUGGAAUGAGCUCAUGAAAAGCCACACCCAAUUUGGGAAAGAAAUAUUCAGAUGGAGGUAGAGCCUGCAGGGUUCUCAAGCGAGCCCUGUUUAUACACCGAGCAAAAGCCACCUGGAGCGCACUCCCUGCUAGCGGCCUACGGAAACCGCAAUAAAAGCGGCCCAAGCCCUAUCUUCCCGGCUUCAGAACGCGAACGCGUUUUCGCUCGGCUUGACCCUCCAGGCUUCCCGUCCGCUCCGUCCCAGCGCGCCUGCGCAGAAGCCCUCUGCCCUUUCAUCCCAGCGCUUGGGCUGCCUGGACCAUGGCGGCCCGCAGUGUAGGGCUGCUGGCCCGGUCGCCCCUCUGCGCCCAGAGCAGAACUCCCGUCCGGCUCGCCGCUGUCAGGCUCCUCAGCGGCGCAGGGCCUGUGGCCGCAGACAUCGGCAGAGAAGAGCAGCUCCCGGGAGGCGGGGAGACAGGCUCUGAAGACAAGACCCCCAAAAAGCGAUUCUCGGAGGUGCAGGAGGAGAGACGGGAGCAGGCACAGCGGACGGUCUUAAUACAUUGUCCACAUAAAUUCAGCGAAAAGAAGUUUCUCAAGUAUUUGUCUCAGCACGGCCCCAUUAAUAACCAUUUCUUCUAUGAAAGCCUCGGCCUCUAUGCUGUGGUGGAGUUUGCCCAGAAGGAGAGCGUGGGCUCCCUGCAGAGCGGGACACUCACGCCACGCCUGGGCGCCGAGGCCGCGAUUCCCUUCCGGUCGCGGUUCCUCAGCCUGAAGCUGAAGAACGCGGGGGGCCAGCCCUCCGAGCCCCCCUCCGUGCGGGCCAGCCAGCAGCUGCCGCCUUCCAGCCAGAGGCUGCUGGAGCGCCUCUGUCGGGCAGAAAGCGUGGGUGAUCAGCUGGACACGCUGCUGAAGGAGCUGCAGCUGACGGAGGAGAACGUCAGGCUGCGCUACCUCACCUGCUCUCUCAUCGAGGACGUGGCCGCCGCCUACUUCCCGGACUGCACCGUCAGACCCUUUGGCUCCUCGGUGAACACCUUUGGGAAGCUGGGGUGUGACCUGGACAUGUUUUUGGAUCUGGAUGAAAUUGGAAAGCGCAGCACUCCUAAGACCGUAGGGAAUUUUUUGCUGGAAUUUCAAGUGAAAAAUGUUCCUUCAGAAAGGAUCGCGACCCAGAAGAUCCUGUCGGUGAUCGGCGAGUGCCUGGACCACUUCGGCCCCGGCUGCGUGGGGGUGCAGAAGAUCCUCAAUGCUCGCUGCCCACUCGUGCGCUUCUCCCACCAGGCGUCUGGCUUCCAGUGUGACCUGACCACCAAUAACAGGAUUGCCUUGAAAAGUUCGGAGCUCCUCUAUCUGUAUGGCGCCCUGGACUCCCGGGUGAGAGCCCUGGUGUUCAGCGUGCGGUGCUGGGCUCGCGCACACUCCCUGACGAGCAGCAUUCCUGGCGCCUGGAUCACGAAUUUCUCCCUCACCAUGAUGGUCAUCUUCUUUCUCCAGAGGAGGUCGCCUCCUAUUCUGCCGACGCUGGAGUCCCUGAAAGCCCUAGCCAGUGCAGAAGACAAAUGUGUAAUAGAAGGCAACAACUGUACGUUCGUGCGUGACUUGAACAAGAUUCAGCCGUCAAGAAACACAGAACCACUAGAAUUACUGCUGAAGGAAUUUUUUGAAUAUUUCGGCAAUUUCGCUUUCAAUAAAAACUCCAUAAAUAUUCGGCAGGGAAGGGAGCAGAACAAGCCCGACUCCUCUCCGCUGCACAUUCAGAAUCCUUUCGAAACCUCUCUCAACAUAAGCAGAAACGUGAGCCAGAGCCAGCUGCAGAAGUUUGUGGACCUGGCCCGAGAGAGCGCCUGGCUGCUGCAGCAAGAUGGGGAGGGCGGCCCAGCCCCGGCGCCGCGGCAGCCCUGGGGGCUGGCAGCCCUGCUGCUGCCCUCCGUCAGGGACAGCAGGUCUCUCUCCAAGAAGCAGAACAGGCGGCCUGCGAGCGAGAGGAUAAAAAGCUUGCUGGAAUCCAUCAAAGAGCACAGCCCGGACAGCCCCACGGCCACCGACGGGAAAAGGACAAUGAGCACUCACACAUGACCGCCGGCCGCCCCCUCCUUGAACUGGUUGUCCUGUGACGUUGUCUGUACCACGUAGGAACCGGGGAACUCCACCAGCCACACUUCCACACCAGACCAUCUCCUGGCCUUCCCGGCGGCUCCCUCUGCCUGCUCUGCAGCCUGGGGCGUUGCGGCCCCCACCUGCCGGCUGCCCCCAGUCCCAGCCACAGCCACAGCCACAGCUACGGAGCAGGGGCCAGAAGGUGGAGACUCCUCGCAGAAUAAACCGUACGGAGGGAACGGGAAGAAUGGUUUUAGGAUCAGACUGGUGUUGGUCUCCCCGGCAGGCCCUGUGGGGACGCAUUUAAAAGGACAUGCCCAGUUGUGCGCAGGCGUGAGCAGAGAUUGCGUAAUAAAACUGCCAGGUGUGGUGGUGGUCCUCUUGA